This is a messenger RNA of Aphanomyces astaci, 969 nucleotides long. RefSeq lists its product as hypothetical. Bases 160 to 891 code for a protein of 243 amino acids. The transcript has a single exon. Lineage: Eukaryota; Oomycota; Saprolegniomycetes; Saprolegniales; Verrucalvaceae. The record is from RefSeq and is a predicted model, not a curated record.
GGGAAUUGUACGGUGCUGCAUGAUGAUUUCAACCGGCUGGGGGGCUGGACUGGUCCCCAAGAACAGACCGUUCCAGUGUGUCGGCACAUUUCGCACAUGUGGGCGUGAGUACACUCCAGCAUCGUCUGCUGCGCUAAUCACUUUAGAAUUUCAUUCGGGAUGGCUACUCCUCCUGCUCUUCUUCUUCGUCCAAGUUGUGCAUUCAAGGACUGCCGACUCGACGCGUUGCCCAACAUGGACAAGUGCGAAGUGCACAAGUUUCGCAAACAGUGCAGGAUGCCAGACUGCUUUAACAUCGUGUACGCGCGGCACCUGUGCGUUCGCCAUGGCGGCAAAAAGAAGUGCACGGCCACGGGGUGCCAGGCUAACGCUUACGGGGGCAACUUUUGCGGCCAACAUGGCGGAUCGCUGUCGAAACCUGCGUGCAAGUUCCAGGGCUGCAUCAAGCAAUCACAUACCCGUGGCCUAUGCGUGACGCAUGGCGGCGGUCGGCGCUGCCAAAUGGACGGAUGUGGGCACUACGCCCGCGGCGGUGGGCUUUGUCACAAACACAAGUCAGAUCAUGUACACCAGCAGCAGCACCGCCAUCAAGUGUACAACAGCAGUACCACCCAUGUCAAGAAGGAUACGUUGGCGAUCAAAGAAGAACAAACUGAACUGCACAUCCACCAGCAACGACUUCUCCACACGCGAUUUGAACCUAUCAUCAAGGACGAGUACUAUUGCCGAGGGAGCUACGACGCCGCGUACAAAGAUGACCUGACCCACACCGAAUUUCUCGCAUUACUGCUGCAGUAUUUCCCCCCAAACACUGCCCAUGACCCGUGGAAGUUGAAGCCAAGGGCGCCCGUGCGGAGUCCGUGCAGCGUCGACGGACUGGUUAUGGUGUAGUACUAGUACAUAUUAUUAUUGGUGUAUGUAGAGUGAGGAUUACUAGUAAUAUAUUAAAUUAUUAUCAAAUCAACUGGA